GUUGAUUUUUGUCUUUUAAAUAUUUUUCUUUAUUAUAAAUUUCGCGCACACAAUAUUAUUACAUAAAUAAUUAGGUACCUACCAUUUAGCAAUGGCGUUUAGUUGACGGAUUUCAGACGGUACUGAAUCGGUACAAUUUUCUACCUAGUUCGUUUGUUGAAAGGACGCUUACAAUUUUAAUUAAAGUUUUUGUGACCUCUUAUUGAAUACAUUCUAAAAAUGUUAAACAUGGAUUUAAAUUUUUCGUGAGAAAGUGUUAAAAUCCGAUAUUUUGAAGCGACAUUUUAGUCAAUUACGUCAGCGCCGCCAAUGGGGCUUUGAAAGAUUACUAUGGAGGAAAGUGAAGACACAAAUAAUAUAAUGAGUGGAUUAGACAAUCCCUCUGUCAAAGCUAAAUCAAAGAAAAGGUCAUUAGUUGAGAGACAACUUGAAACUAACUUAACAACCAGAGUAACAUCGCCCAUAACCAACAAUGAAACUACAAACACGAGCAGAUAUGGUAGGCUUCGUCAUAAAAAAGCUGAUAUUGAAUUUUCAUCUCAAUCAAUGUCAAAAGUCCUAUUAUCGCCACGGUAUGAUAAACCUCCAAACAAAAAGUCAACUUACAAAAUGAAUGCUUCAUUUUCGCCAAGAAAGAAAGAAUCAAAACCAGAAUCAAUAUUUGAAAAUCAAAUACAGAAUUUAUAUAGUCAAAAUAUGUCCUUGAGCCGUUUUGGUUCUGAUGAAAAGCUACCUAAGAACUCUCGUAAAGCAUACAAGAGGAAAGACCUUAUACAGAUGAAAGAUGACGAUGAUAGUGAUAUUUUAUUGAUCAGUAAUAUGUUUUCACCAUCUAAAAGUGGUGUUAAACCAAAAUCUUCACAUGUUGAAAAAUCAAAAGAAAAACAAAAUUUUAAUUCAAGAAAAAAUGGACAUGUUGAUUUGUCAUCGGUUGUGAAGACUUUGGACUUUGAUGGGGAUAAAAAUAAAAAUGUUGAAAAAAGACCUGUUAAAAAUAGUGAUUUAUUUGAUAUUGAGGCCUCAUGUCAGUACCAAGUGGGAGACUUAGCCUGGGCACGAAUGAACACAUAUCCGUUCUGGCCGUGUAUUAUAACAAGGGAGCCAUUUAGUUCCCUGUUUGUCAAGAAGAAGUUAGUUGGAAAACUAUCUAAGGACAUCAUUCAUGUCACAUUCUUUGGAGACAACGGCCGAAGGAGCUGGAUAUUGGAAACAAAGUUAAGAAAAUUUCACGGGUUGUAUGAAUUUGAGCUUGCAAGAGAAAAAUUACCAGCAGAUGUAAGUUUUAUAUGGCUUAAGUUUAUUAUUUUAAUGCUAUGA
Molecule: messenger RNA, 1317 nt
Organism: Leptidea sinapis
Lineage: Eukaryota; Metazoa; Arthropoda; Insecta; Lepidoptera; Pieridae
Product: histone-lysine N-methyltransferase NSD2-like
Exons: 4
Coding region: 331-1317 (328 amino acids)
Source: RefSeq, a predicted model, not a curated record